This is a messenger RNA of Schistosoma turkestanicum, 449 nucleotides long. NCBI's taxonomy places the organism in Eukaryota, Metazoa, Platyhelminthes, Trematoda, Strigeidida, Schistosomatidae. The record is from the annotation of a GenBank genome assembly.
AACAUUCAUUUUACUUAGUUUCCAUAGGAUUGUAGUGAAGGAGAAAACACAGACUCUAUCUAUUAAUGGCGGCUACAUUUGGUAAAAGUGUACAAAUCUCACUUUCAUGGAUUCCACAAUGUAAUGGAAAAUAUCCAGAAAAUGCUAUAACAGUCGGUGAUGGUAUUUAUGUAGUUCGAUCAAGAUUUAUCAAUGAAUUACUUCCUGGUAAACUGAUACCUAAACAAGGCAAAUGUUAUUGUUGCCAUAGUGGUGAAGAGAUCGAGUUAACUGAAUAUGAAGUACUAUGUGAUACUUCAUUGCAUGAACUUGGAAAAGGAUAUGAAUGGGUAAAGUCAUCUCAUGGGGGAUUUCCAAAACACUCAAUUAUUGCAGGAGUUGGUUCGGAUGGAAAACCAUUGUAUAUUGCCAAAGGAUAUGUUGAGAAUAAAUUAUGCGUUGGAAAAGUG